AUGCGCAAACCCUCACGAGCGGCGCUCAUCGGUGCCGAUCCAAAAGACGAUCACCUUCACCAAUUCGAAACCUCAUGGCUACUCUCACCAACCAUCCUAGCCUGUGUCCGAGGUCUCAUCGCCCUCUACAUCUUCACCACCAUAAUCGUCAUCUGGAUAUGGUACGGCACGCACGAUGACCGUGUCGCAAUUGGCGAAUCCUUCAGCUACUUCACCUGGCUCACCUACUGGGGUCUGGGAUUCUACUUCCUAGUCUCCACCAUCCACACAGCCCUCUACGCACGGACGGGCCGCUCCGUGCUCUUCGAUCGCUGGCCGCGUGCCUGUCGCGUGCUUCAUGGCUUCUUCUAUGCCAGCAUCACCACCUACCCGUUCCUCGUUACUAUCGUCUUCUGGGGUAUCCUAUUUACCCCGCCUUUCUACAAGGUCACGUUUCCAGGAUGGUCAAAUAUCUCUAUGCACGGGCUGAACUCCUUUUAUGCCCUUCUGGAAAUCUUCCUUCCGGCUACGGCGCCACACCCCUGGGCUAGUAUUCCGGUCCUGAUCCUCGUCUUGCUGUUCUACCUCUGUGUUGCCUAUAUCACCUACUAUAACCAGGGCUUCUGGACCUAUUCGUUCCUGGACACUGAGCACGGCAAGAAGAGUGGGAUCGUCGCGGGCUACUGUUUUGGAAUCCUGGCUGGUAUCCUGGUCCUCUUCUGUAUCUCCAGGGGUUUGAUCUGGGUGCGGAGACGAGUGACCGGUGAUAAGAGAAAGAGAUCUCCCCGUGAUUCCGCUCGCGGACAAGAUGUGUCUGAUAUUGACAAUUUCAAUAUGCAAGCCGAGUCAAGUGACAUGAAGUUUGUCACCGUUUAA
Molecule: messenger RNA, 855 nt
Organism: Penicillium verhagenii
Lineage: Eukaryota; Fungi; Ascomycota; Eurotiomycetes; Eurotiales; Aspergillaceae
Exons: 2
Coding region: 1-855 (284 amino acids)
Cellular component (GO): membrane
Source: RefSeq, a predicted model, not a curated record